CCGACUCAAUUUCUACAGUCAAAGUAAAUCAUAAGACUACUAUUCUCAUAAGACAGAUCUAUAGAAAGCUAAUUGAUACUCCAAGAUGGUCGCCCAACCCGCCGUUCGCGCCGCCCCGCGCAUCACCUCAAUGAUCACCCGCCGGGCCUUCCACGCAACCCGUGCCCGUCUCUCUUCUCCGUACCACUACCCCGAGGGCCCCUACUCGAACUUGCCCUUCAACCCCAAGACCAAAUACUUCGCUGUGCGAUACUGGGCCUACGCGUUCACCGGCUUCUUCCUCCCCUUCGGCAUUGCCGUCUGGCAAACCAAGAAGCCCAAGGCUUAAGUCAUGGCAAUCGGUUGAGGAUAAAGUUACGGGAAGUAGGUCGAGAUAGAGUAUCACCUCGGCGGGGGCGGCAAAGAGCCCGAUGCAAGUUGUACAUAUACUUGACAAUAGACAUUGAGGCCAUCGCCAAACAUAAUCCCAUAUGUUUUGAUCAACUGGACGUUAAGCCGUGACCUUCAGUAUGUUCGAAAUUCAGUUUCGAAAAGUUAACCCAACUCGUAAAUUUAUCAUCUAAUCCCGGAACUACACGAACCGUCGUUAAGGAAGCUGUUAUCAAAACUUAUAGGCCGUACAUGAGCGGCUGAGCUGAGUGCGAUCUCUCGCCUGUUUUCCCAUUAGACUUCGGCUGUAAAAACGUUUGCGUAUUCUUG
Messenger RNA from Daldinia vernicosa, 699 nucleotides. RefSeq lists its product as uncharacterized. Gene Ontology annotation, biological process: mitochondrial electron transport, cytochrome c to oxygen. The transcript is spliced from 2 exons. Bases 86 to 328 code for a protein of 80 amino acids. NCBI's taxonomy places the organism in Eukaryota, Fungi, Ascomycota, Sordariomycetes, Xylariales, Hypoxylaceae. The record is from RefSeq and is a predicted model, not a curated record.